This is a messenger RNA of Fusarium tjaetaba, 1242 nucleotides long. Its product is annotated as peptide chain release factor 1. Gene Ontology annotation, molecular function: translation release factor activity. The record is from RefSeq and is a predicted model, not a curated record. Lineage: Eukaryota; Fungi; Ascomycota; Sordariomycetes; Hypocreales; Nectriaceae. The coding region runs from base 1 to 1242 and encodes 413 amino acids. The transcript has a single exon. Gene Ontology annotation, biological process: translational termination.
AUGGUUCGCCCCCCUCUCAAUCUUCCUCUCUCCCCGCUAACCAUCACAGAUGCCUCACCACUGCUCGCACCCGCCCUCCUCCAGCGCGCCCAAUCCCUCACAAACGAACACGACGACCUCCAAAAGACCCUCAACAACUCCUUCGACUCCUCCAUAGCGAAACGCGUCGGCGAAUUAUCCCGCGUGGCUGAAGCGCUGAAAGCAUGGCAGACCUCUCAAGCCUCCGUCGCCGAGUUAACCUCCAUGCUCGAUGACCCCGACCAAGACGCCGAUCUCGCUGCCAUAGCCCGCGAUGAACUCUCCUCCGAGACAGGAAAGCUCGAAUCCCUCGCCCGCAGACUCUCCGCCAGCUUAACGCCCCGCCACCCCUUCGCCGAUUUCCCAUGCAUGCUGGAAUUCCGCCCUGGGCCAGGCGGUCUUGAAGGACGGUACUUUAUGGAUACUUUGUUCAAGAUGUACAAAGCGCUGUGCAUGCGCCGUGGUUAUCGCCACACAGUAGUAAAGUACGAAUUCGCCGAUACCGCAGGAGACUCCUCCUCAUCCGCCGGCGAAAACCCCCUCCAAGAAGCCAUCCUCGAAGUCCACGACCAAGGCGCAUUCGACAUCUUCCGUAGCGAAGCAGGCAUGCACCGCGUGCAACGCAUCCCCAGCACCGAGACAAAAGGCCGCGUGCACACCAGCGCCGUGGCAGUCUGGGUACUCCCCUCGUUCCCCGAGAACGGCGCUGCAAACAUCGACUUUGACGAUCCGGAGAGUGAUUUCUACGUUAAUCCGCAGGAGGUCAAGAUUGAGACGAUGCGGGCGAGAGGUGCGGGGGGGCAACACGUUAAUAAGACGGAGUCUGCUAUAAGGAUGACGCAUUUGCCUACGGGUACUACUGUGUCGAUGCAGGAUCAUCGGUCGCAGCAGCGGAAUCGGGAGGAGGCGUGGAAAUUGCUUCGUUCGCGAAUUGCUGAUCAGCGACGAGAAGCUCGUGAAGAGGAAGCGUCAAAUCUGAGGAACAGCGUGCUCUCCAAGACACAGAUCACACGAGGUGACAAGAUUCGCACAUACAAUUACAACCAGGACCGAUGUACCGAUCAUCGCGCAGGCGUUGACGUGCACGACCUACCGAAUGUUCUCGAGGGCGGUGAAAAGCUAGAUCGAAUCAUGGAUGGCGCAAAAGACUGGCUUGUGAACAAGGAUAUUGAACUCCUCAUGGCCGAAGAAGAAGCCAAAGAGAAGCUCAAUGGCAAGAAAUAG